This is a messenger RNA of Acytostelium subglobosum LB1, 1866 nucleotides long. RefSeq lists its product as hypothetical. The coding region runs from base 1 to 1866 and encodes 621 amino acids. The record is from RefSeq and is a predicted model, not a curated record. The transcript has a single exon. Lineage: Eukaryota; Evosea; Eumycetozoa; Acytosteliales; Acytosteliaceae.
AUGGAUACAUUACCAAACUAUUAUUGGAAGGAUAUAUUCUUGUCAUUGUCAGUGCGAGGUCCAUCAUUACUCGACAUUGUGUGUCUUGGUGCCACAUGCAAGAAGCUAAACAAUGUAAUGAAGAGCUUGUUACCAAGCUUGUUGCAUCCACCUGUCAACACCCCGCUACCACCCGGUCACCUAUUGAUCAACAAGCUAGAAGAACUCAAUAAUGAUGGCCAGGAGAUCACUGCGCUGACCUUUAGUCGACAGUUCAACACAAGAAUCACGUCUGGUUCAUUGCCGACGACACUACGCAGCUUGACAUUGGGCGAGAGUUUCAACACUUUGAUUGAAGACGAUGUGUUGCCAACAUCGUUAACAUCACUCGACUUGGGACUCCACUAUAAUCAACUGAUUGAGCCUGGACUGCUGCCUCAAUCAAUCACAAAACUCAGAUACAUGGGCGAUCAGGACCUGAGUGGCGUGCUGCCAAGGUCACUCAAAGAGCUGGUGCUGGGCUCGUUCGAUCAUGAGCUUGUACCAGGCACACUGCCCUCAUCCAUCACACGACUCACAUUGGGCAUGGCGUUCAACUGGAUGAUAGAAGAGGGUGUGCUGCCAGCCUCGCUCACACAUCUCACCUUUGGUUAUGUCUACGACGUGGAGUUGCUGCCAACAGCACUGCCGCGGUCACUCUUGAUCUUGAAGUUUGGCUUUAUGUUUGAUCAAGAUAUCCUGCCUGGGACCCUGCCACCAACGCUACAAUCACUCACCUUUGGCGGUAACUUUGAUCGACCACUUGGUCUCGAGCCUCUGCCUCCCUCGCUCACCUAUCUAAAGUUUGGCAACAACUUUGACAAUACCUUACCUGCAAGCCUACCUCCCUCGCUCACUCAUCUGGUGUUUGGUCGCGACUUUAACCAAGCACUGUUGCCAGCAAGCCUACCUCAAUCGCUCACCCAUUUAGUGUUUGGUAGCGAUUUUAGCCAAAGACUAGUUGGUAGAAUGCCUGUCAACAUGACAACUCUGGUCUUUGGCACGUCAUACACACAUGCGAUACACACAGGGCUACUCUCGUCAUCGCUCACCACACUUGAGAUGGGUCUCAACUUGAAUCAAGCACUGAAGCCUGGGCAACUACCAAAGACACUCACCAAACUGACAUUGGACUCGGCUUACGAUGCACAACUCACACGAGGAUGUCUUCCCAGCGGCCUCGUCACACUCGUCCUCGGAUCAUUCUACAACAAACCAUUGAAAGAUGGUGUGUUGCCAGAGACACUCACAUCAUUGACCAUGGGGUUCCGCUUCCAAUCGGCCAUCGACUUCCCCAACAGUCUCCAAACACUCAAUAUCGCCAACUAUCAUCAAUUACACUAUUUACAACUACUUCCACCAUCGACACAGUUAGUCGACAUUGAGGAGAUUGACACGGGUGGCGUCGACCUGACACUUCCAUUCGAAGCCCAACCUCCUGCACCUCACCGUCUAAGGCUUCUGACUACGCAAGUCAACUCUGACGAUCCAAUACCUAUCGCCAACUUUGAUCCAAAGGGUGAGGCGCGGGUACAGGUAGCACUGGUUCAGAAUAUGGCAGCAAUGGUACCCAAUGUCGAGAACUACUAUUUGACCAUCAGGAUGAGACAUGCCUUUAGUUAUUAUGAAGAACAUUCACUACACUUCCGACACAUGGACGAGCAUCACUUGCUCUAUGUGCUACUCACAAGUGGUGACCAAGGUCAACCAGAAUGUAUAUAUGGAAUCAUUCCUGCUGUACCCAAUGAGGAGGAAGAACAACAACAUCAAUCAAGUGACAGUGCUCGUGGUCAACGAUCGUCUGGAUUCAUGUCAUUCUUGUUCUCAAUAUUUAAAGGCUGGAAAUGA